Messenger RNA from Cyphellophora europaea CBS 101466, 1674 nucleotides. RefSeq lists its product as uncharacterized. Gene Ontology annotation, cellular component: fungal-type vacuole membrane. The record is from RefSeq and is a predicted model, not a curated record. The transcript is spliced from 5 exons. Gene Ontology annotation, molecular function: basic amino acid transmembrane transporter activity. Lineage: Eukaryota; Fungi; Ascomycota; Eurotiomycetes; Chaetothyriales; Cyphellophoraceae. Bases 1 to 1674 code for a protein of 557 amino acids. Gene Ontology annotation, biological process: basic amino acid transport; transmembrane transport.
AUGGACCACUAUACGCAUUCUGAAGGUGAUGAGGAUGUUUCAGUUACGCUGCCCGACGACGAUGUGUGCAAGCCGAACGAAACCACAUCGUUGCUAGCCAAAAAUUUGGACUCCAAGAGCAGAAGAGAGAAGUGGAAGCCAGGGCCGGGGUUCUUUUGGAUAGAAGUUGCAAUAUUUUCUAACGUCUUUCUCUCCGGGUUCGACGGCACGAUUACAGCAUCAACCUACGCAAUCAUAGGCUCCGAAUUUCACGCCGCAAACACCAUCUCAUGGCUGACCACCUCCUACCUUAUUACAAGCACCGCUUUCCAGCCACUUUAUGGUCGGUUUUCCGACAUUCUGGGUCGCCGUACAUGCUUCUUUACCGCGACUAUAACUUUCCUGCUUGGCUGCGUGGGUUGUGGACUUGCGCCAGAUGUGGUCACCUUGAAUUUGAUGAGAGCUCUGACCGGGCUAGGGGGAGGUGGUCUUAUGACUAUGGCGACAAUCAUAAAUUCCGAUAUGAUUCCCUUCCAGGAGAGAGGCAUGUACCAGGCUUGCCAGAAUGUCUUACAUGGAUUUGGAUCAAUAUGCGGCGCAUCGUUGGGCGGUGUGAUUGCAGACCACAUUGGCUGGCGAUGGUGUUUCCUGCUGCAGGUGCCGGUGUCGAUUUUUGCCCUCGUUGUCGGCCAUCUUGUCAUCAGCGGCGCAAAAGCGACGGCCGUGACAGGCGACGAAGAAGCAACUACACUCCAGCUGUCUUCCUCGAAAUGGAAACAGAUUGAUCUCUCAGGAGCUGUCCUUCUGGUGCUUGGGCUGUCGGCCCAACUCGCGGCCAUGAGUAUGGGCGGCAACAACUUUCCAUGGUCUGACCGCAAAGUGAUUGCGGCGCUGGCACUGAGCGUCCUCUUACUGGUCUUGUUCGUGGCCGUCGAGCUCCGGACGAGUGCCGUUCCCGUUAUGCCGAUGACUAUGCUGAGAGGCACUCUGGCUGUGUCAAACCAAAUUAGCAAUGUAUGCGUUGGCAUGGCUGCGUAUUCGUUUCUCUUCGUCAGCCCUCUGUUCUUUCAGGUUGUACUCGAGGACAACGCGUCUGAGGCUGGCAUGCGCUUGGUUAUUCCCAGUCUUGCAACCCCUGUGGGCGGGCUCCUGGCUGGGCUCAUCAUGUCGCGCUGGGGAUAUUUGAGUGCACUUGUGAGAACAGGAUCCUUCAUCAUGGUGAUUGGGAACGGGCUUGUUGCUUCAUUGAACUUUCGAGAUGCGGCUUGGAAGUAUCUGGUCUACCUGUUUCCCGCGAACCUCGGACAAGGCAUUGUGUAUCCCGCCAUCCUUUUCACAAACCUCGCAGCUUUUGAUCAUAGUGAGCAAGCGGUAGCCACCUCUAUGGUGUACCUAUUCAGAUCAAUGGGUACAGUCUGGGGGGUUGCGGCAUCGUCGACGCUGAUUCAAAACGUGCUGACCGUACAGCUUCCGGCGAGGCUGGAAGGAAUACCAGCCAAAGAAGAGAUCAUUGACGAGAUACGCCAUUCCGUAAGUGUGCUACGAGAUCUUUCACCCGAAGUGCAGACGAUUGCCCGGCAUGUUUAUUAUGAUGCCCUGCGCUACGCUUACAUUGCGAAUACCGCAAUCGCUGCCGUCGCAUUUGUGGCGGCUUUGUUCGCCCGGGGGAGUAGCCUCCGACGGGCUCAGACUUAG